Molecule: messenger RNA, 2430 nt
Organism: Sciurus carolinensis (gray squirrel)
Lineage: Eukaryota; Metazoa; Chordata; Mammalia; Rodentia; Sciuridae
Gene: Smim7
Product: small integral membrane protein 7
Exons: 5
Coding region: 51-278 (75 amino acids)
Source: RefSeq, a predicted model, not a curated record
CCUUCCUGGAGCUUCCGUUUCCGGUUCUGACGGGUGCUUCGUCUGGAAAGAUGAUCGGGGACAUCCUGCUGUUUGGGACGCUGCUGAUGAACGCUGGGGCCGUGCUCAACUUUAAACUGAAAAAGAAGGACACGCAAGGCUUUGGGGAGGAGUCAAGGGAGCCCAGUACAGGGGACAACAUCCGGGAAUUCUUGCUGAGCCUCAGAUACUUUCGGAUCUUCAUUGCCCUGUGGAAUGUCUUUAUGAUGUUCUGCAUGAUCGUACUCUUUGGCUCUUGAGCCUUGGAUACAGAACCCAGGAUUCAUUUUUCCGGAUGUCAAGUCUUCAUUUCUCCGUUCCUGAUGACUUCAAGAAUGCUUUUGACCAGAAAACCAGGGACCUUCCCAGAAAACCUAAGCUCGUGGUGGGUGGAAAAAUAUUCACCAAAAUGCCGUGGUUUCCCAGCCAUGUCACUGUUUUCAAAGGUAGUUUCAUGUUGGCCUCUGAAUUGGAAUGUUGUCAACUUAAGGGGUUUCAGGAAGGUGUCCAGGAGGGGCCUGACAUUCCCCUUAGAGGAAAGAACAUGUCUAGGUCCUUCCAUGGCAUUGGAAUCUUUCCUCUGCCAAGCUUUCACAAGAAACCUGGUUUUGGAUAUUUCUUGCUUUAUUUUUAAUAACCAUCCUUUUGGUUAGAAUUGCCCAAAUUUUAAAAAAUCAUUUUAAUCCAGGGGUCUGAGCAGAAGAGUUGACAUUUAAGUCUGAAGUAACCUCUUUAGGGCAGUGUUUAUAAAGAAUAAUGAGUUCAGUGUUGCUUGCUGGAUCUGACAGUGGCUCUGGGCUCCCCCCACUCCCAGGGCCCUGAUUUCAGAUUUGUCCCCCAGCCCCGUGACAAUCUGCUCGGCCACUCUGUGAGCUGAGGUCAUCCCCAGGACUUGAAGGAUCAGGUCACCUGUCACAGGGACACCAACCCUCCUGUUUAGACCCUAAACUGUUAGUAGGAGGGAUGGGAUGGACCACAGUGAGGGGUUGCAGAAGAGGAGUGUGGAUAGUUGGCAGUGUUUGAGGCAAGUGUUAGGAGACAAUUUGCUUUGCUUUGAAGCCCUUUGUUAAAUAAAGUGACUUUGGGGGCCGCUCGUGUACACUUGUGUGAAUGAGAGGGAAUUUUUUGUGUAUGAUACUUAACCACAUUCCAGAAGCUUCGGUUUCAAGUCUUCUUUUCGUGUAGGUGAUUUUAAGUUUGAAAAACAGCAAGUCUUGGUCUAGGAAAUACAGUGCUUGGUCCAGAAGUUUCUGUGAAAGGGAGUUCUGGUUUCGUUGCUAAAGGGGACGUUGCUGGUUGGCAUCCCACAUCUGUAGCUGAUUGAUUUGUUUUGGUUUUUGAAAUCUUGACGUAUAGGUAAACCUGGAAGGAGAAAUAAAAGUAAAUAUGCAGGUUUUUAGAAUUCUAAUAGCAUUGAAAAUAAAACUCGUUUCUAAAAAGGAACUUUGGUUUAUACUUUUUGGUUUAUUUAUUGAGAUGGGGUCUCACUCUGUCGCCCUAACUUGGGCCCAAGUGAUUCUCCGCCCUCACCUCCUGAGCAGCUGGUACUGUAGGUGCCUGCCACCACACCCAGCUGUUCAUCCUUUUUUUUCCCCCUAAAGUAGGAAGUCAGCUUCCAAAUUAUCUUGGGGAAAACAUCCAAGAUUCAUUUUGAAGCCUAUCAUAAAGUCAGAAAAUAGUUGAUACAUUAUCCCUUUUAAAUUUCACUCAGUUAACGAUGGUCAAGAAUUGGGCAAAUGUGAUAUUUGGCCUAGACCAGGGUCACGUCCAGUUUCAGGGCUACUCCAUUACCAUGAUUGUCCUGCGUUGCUUUGAUAAUUUAUUCCCAUGUCAGAUCGGGGCCUUUGUUCUUGUCAUAAUGACACAUGCCAAGGUGUUGCCCAUCCCUCCGUCGGCCCCGUGCAUGGUGUGAGGACACCUUUCUGACUUCUUCAAGCUGAAACUGCAACUUCUGGGAGGUGAGGCAUUGGCCUGUCAGGGAAAGGAAGCUUGUGCUAAGAAGGGAAGGCUAAGUGGAGGUUCUGUUUCAGUGGUUGUAUUUUGUGCCAGAGAACUAUUAUCUCAUUGUUACGUUUAUAUAACAGAGAGGCUUUCUCACAUGCCUGGUGGAGGCUGCUGUACAUCUCAGAAAGUGAACCUCAUGAAUGGUCUUGUUCUCUCUCUUUCUUUUUUUUUUUUUUUUUUUCCCACUGCUGGGGAUGGAACCCAGGGCCCUCAGCAAGUGCUCUCCCAUUGAACUAUGGCCCCUGCCCACAUGGUCUAUGGUUGUGCCUCUGCCCUGGCUACGUGUCCUGUAGGGCUCAUAUUGGAACCCAUUUUUGAUUCCUCUGCCCGUCAUUUUGCAGUCUUUCCUUCCUGUGGGUGCCUCAUUGCACUUUAGUUUUCUUGUUAAUAAAGUUUUAUUGGAACAUU